AUUUCUCAUUUCCCUCUGACUAACAAUAGCUCUUUUUGUACCAAUUUUCAGACAAACCCUAGUGAAAAUCUCAUAAGCGAAAUCGGAGAAAAUGGAUUCCACCACUCAAAUACCGGUCAAGAAAAACCCUAAGAAGGCCAAUCUUUUGGAUCAUCACUCUAUCAAGAGCCUUCUGGAUGAGUCUGUCACUGAGAUUGUUACAAGCAAAGGAUACCCAGAAGAUGUGAGAUUGAGUAACAUCAGGUUAUUGAUUGGUUCAAUCAUAAUCGCAAUUGCUCUUGUUGCUCAGUUCUACAAGAAGGAUUUUCCUGCUAAUCGCGAUUUUCUCAUUGGAUGCAUUGUGUUGUAUAUCUUGUUUAAUGUGAUAUUACAGCUGAUUAUCCACACAAAGGAAAAGAAUGCUAUUUUGUUCACCUAUCCUCCGGAGGUUAGUGAUCCGUCAACAUGUCUUUUUCUGCAUCAUUAUGUUUGUGAAAUUCAACAUGCUAGCCAAUAUUAUAAACACUAAUGGAUAAGUUAUUAUCAUGAAAACUGAUUAUCAACUUAAGGUUAAUCAACUUCAUCAAGACAUUGGAUAGUUCUUUGCUGAAAGUGACAUUUCGAAUAGAACUGGAACAGUGAUUUAUCUACAAAGAAAAUUUAAUAGAAAAAUCUGACUAUAAUAGGGUUUAAAGAUCCGAAUCAAAGUGGUGAAUAAUCCGUUAUAACUAUUAACUCUCGACCACUAGUUUUCUAACUGCACCACAUUUUGAUGCAUACUACAAAAAGACUUCUAUUUAGAGGUGUUGGAGUUUUUCCAUACAAUAAAUAAGAAUUUAGUGGAUGAUAAAGUUGUGGGAACAGGUGAUCAUUGGUUGGUGGAUAGUCUUCUAGUGUAUUAAGUACAAAAAA
This is a messenger RNA of Solanum lycopersicum (tomato), 891 nucleotides long. NCBI's taxonomy places the organism in Eukaryota, Viridiplantae, Streptophyta, Magnoliopsida, Solanales, Solanaceae. The record is from RefSeq and is a predicted model, not a curated record.